GAUGCGAUUUCGCGAGCAGCAGCAGAAGCAGAACAGAAACUGUGGGGGAAGCAGCAAAAAAGCGGUUGGGGUGAGUGUUCUUUAUCUUCUAUAACUACAGGUGAAAAUGGCGACUCAAAUGAGCAAAAAACGAAAGUUCGUAGCUGAUGGGGUGUUCUUUGCUGAGUUGAAUGAGGUCCUUACCAGGGAACUUGCAGAAGAUGGUUACUCUGGUGUUGAAGUUAGGGUUACGCCUAUGCGUACAGAGAUUAUCAUCAGGGCCACCCGUACCCAGAACGUGCUUGGUGAGAAGGGAAGGAGAAUAAGGGAGCUGACAUCUCUUGUUCAGAAGCGAUUCAAGUUCCCUGAAAACAGUGUGGAGCUUUAUGCUGAAAGGGUUAACAACAGAGGGCUCUGUGCCAUUGCCCAGGCUGAAUCUUUGCGAUACAAGCUUCUUGGUGGGCUAGCUGUCCGCAGGGCUUGCUAUGGUGUUCUAAGGUUUGUCAUGGAGAAUGGGGCAAAAGGGUGUGAGGUGAUUGUCAGCGGAAAGCUUAGAGCUCAACGAGCGAAAUCAAUGAAGUUCAAAGAUGGGUAUAUGGUAUCAUCUGGUCAACCCGUGAAAGAGUAUAUCGACUCUGCUGUAAGACACGUGCUUCUAAGACAGGGUGUUCUUGGUAUCAAAGUGAAGAUCAUGCUCGAUUGGGACCCUACCGGAAAGCUUGGCCCGAAGACGCCUUUGCCUGAUAAUGUGAUAAUCCAUAUGCCCAAGGAUGACGUUAUCGCACUCCCACCAAAAGAGGUAGAGGAAUAUAGACCACCACUUGUGAUUACUGAUGAGCCUAUUCCGAUGCCUGUUCCUGUAGUUUAAAACUACUACGGUGAGAGGAUUAGAGUUGUAUGAUCGAGCAGAUACGUAUCUGAAACUUUCGCCAAGAUAAAUUUUCAUUUCGGUCUAACUUUUUUUCGAGUUUGAUGGGAUUAUUAAGACUUGGUUUUUGGCCUACUGUUAGUUUUAUCUAUUAAAAUUUUGUACUGUUCUUCAAACAUGGUUUUGUGUUGAUUCUUUUUGGAGCGCAUGCUCAGCCCCUUUUGUUAUACAAGGCAUAGUUAUUAGC
This is a messenger RNA of Cynara cardunculus var. scolymus (artichoke), 1094 nucleotides long. RefSeq names its product 40S ribosomal protein S3-1-like. Gene Ontology annotation, biological process: translation. Gene Ontology annotation, molecular function: RNA binding; structural constituent of ribosome. Bases 107 to 847 code for a protein of 246 amino acids. Lineage: Eukaryota; Viridiplantae; Streptophyta; Magnoliopsida; Asterales; Asteraceae. The transcript is spliced from 7 exons. Gene Ontology annotation, cellular component: cytosolic small ribosomal subunit; nucleus. The record is from RefSeq and is a predicted model, not a curated record.